This is a messenger RNA of Anarrhichthys ocellatus (wolf-eel), 4175 nucleotides long. It is a transcript of the gene prr5a, whose product is annotated as proline rich 5a (renal). NCBI's taxonomy places the organism in Eukaryota, Metazoa, Chordata, Actinopteri, Perciformes, Anarhichadidae. Gene Ontology annotation, cellular component: TORC2 complex. The record is from RefSeq and is a predicted model, not a curated record. Gene Ontology annotation, biological process: TORC2 signaling. The coding region runs from base 1007 to 2434 and encodes 475 amino acids. The transcript has 11 exons.
AGGCACAUGACAUACGACAACUUUGUGGCCAUUAUCAUCCAGUUUUUACCCAAAGGGGGACUUUAUGAUGCGUCUGUCCCAGUCUGUGUGUGCGUCCACAAGACAGUCACGUUGUUUACAGUGAUACUUUGCCUCAUUCUCUCGUCCACACAGGUAGAAAAAAUAGAAAACCCUCCACGUACGCACGACUGGCCGUACAUUCCUCCGUGUAGGAUAAACGUGUGCUGUUGAUUCCGUGUCUGGGCGACUGAUUGGCUAUUUUAUAUCGAAUAAACAUGACAGGGAUAGUACAGUAGGAUAUCAACAGGCCAGAAAGGCAACAUCGAGACUGAUAUAAAUUCAAAGUGUUAUCGAGCUGGCUGAGGUCGCUUCUAAAAGAAAAGGAGGAGGGGUGAACAAAAGCAGAAAUGCCCAGACUGGCGUGGCGUGGCAUGGCAUGUCGGGUAGACGGUGUGUGUGUGUGCGUGUGUGUGUGUGUGUCUGUAGUCCGUCGCUUCUCAGGAUUUGGCUGAGAUGUGAUCUUACUCCUCUUAAACUGCAGACCUAUCCUCCUGAAAACACACCAAUUGUAUCAUGCAUGCAUGGUGGCAGUGAAGAGGGGCGCUCGUGUUGUGUCUUUGUCUGUAGUGACAACCCAGACUGUUGUUCCCCCCUCUGACCAGGGGAUGGUGCUUUACUAUGCCCAGUAUGUUUCUAUGAGGAGACACCCAAAUACACUACAAUACUGAACUGUCAUACUGCCUUCAUGGCUUUUACAGGAAUAAUUCACACACACACACACACACACACACACACGCUCACACUCUUCGGCUACUGUACAUGCACACACAUGCAUUUCCCCUCUUUCUCUGAUGCAAUGUGUGUGUGUGUGUGUCAUUGUGUGACGGUUGGGGCGUAGCUUGAGCUCUGAUUGCAAAACACACUUGCAUAGUGUUGAAAUAACAGAAUAGGGAAACAGAAAGCACCCAGCUUAUUUCACACUACGUCUCCUUUAUGGGGGUCACAAAUGUAUGGCUUAAUUUUCUCCUGUGUCCCGGUGACCAUGCUUGAUGGACUCCGGCGGAGGCACGCCUCCCGGCCCUCAUCCCGACCCCUGUCACUCAACUUCAGCACCUUCUCUGCCCCUCCCCCGAGCCCAGACAUGGACAGCAGCAGUGAGCAUCCAAUCAGGAGGACUUUGCACCGGCUGAAGUUGAUGAGCUCCCCCAGCCUCAGCGAGCUGGGGAAGAGCGAGAAAAGUUCCCCAGAGGACAGAGGAGAGAAGCAGAAGAGGGCAGGAGCCAACGCCACCUGGAACAGUAUCCACAACGCUGUCAUAGCAGUCUUCCAGAAGAAAGGUUUGGCAGAUAAUGAACUCUACACUCUCAACGAAGGUGUCCGGCAUCUGUUAAAGACCGAGCUGGGGUUUUUCUUCACAGAGUACCUUCAGAACCAGUUGCUGACAAAAGGCAUGGUCAUCCUUCGGGACAAAAUAAGGUUCUACGAAGGUCAGAAGUUACUCGACUCCCUGGCAGAGACCUGGGACUUCUUCUUCUGUGAUGUUCUCUCCAUGCUGCAGGCAAUCUUCCAUCCGGUUCAGGGUAAGGAGCCCUCUGUCCGACAGCUAGCUCUGCUUCACUUCAGGAACACCAUAGUCCUGAGUGUGAAGUUAGAGGACGCCCUGUCUCGACCUCGGGCCCGUGUGCCUCCUUCUGUUACACAGAUGCUGCUUAUUCUACAGGGGGUCCAUGAGUCGCGCGGUGUGAACGAGGACUACCUGAGGCUCGAGUCCCUGAUUCAGAAGGUGGUCUCGCCUUACCUGGGCACGCACGGGCUUUACUCUGAAGACGGUGCUGAGGCCCAUUGCUGUGUUCUGGAGAAGCGCUUACCGUGGGGCUGCUCCAAGUCUGCGGAUCAACCUUCUAAAAACCCUGUGGUACGAUCUAAAAGCUACAAUAUCCCCCUGCUGCUGACCCCCGUGGCUGAGUAUGACCCAGAUGCCAGCUCUGUUGGCAGUGGAGGAAUUCGGCGCCACUCGGCCUGCGAGAUUAUAACAUGCCUGGAAGAACAAGGACUUGCCUACGCUGACUUGGCCUCAGGGUCUGAACUAUCUGGCCCCUCCUCCAACCGGCUGCGUGUGGGCUCUCACUUCAAUGGUAUUGUACAAGCGGGAGCGAGUGCCGUGGCCUUGCCUCUUUCGUCUCUUUCGUCUCCUUCUAUCCUUUCCCUUCAUUCCUCAGGAGCUCUGCACGGCACUGAGGCCACAACAACAAUGACUGAUCUCAGUAAGGGUGCAUCCUCCACGCCGCCCAGUGAAUCAUCCAGCCCUGAAACCAUAAUUGGACAAGUGCACGAGUCUGCAGACUCCGACUCAGAUGGGAUAUUUAUUGAUUUUCCACCUCACUCCUCAGAGGCUAUAGGGUACUGCCGCGAGAGCAGACAGAGCACUGUGUAGCUGUGGUUGCCUUUUAGGAGGGCAAAAUAUUUAAAAUAUUACAGUUACAUUUCAUUAAAUUGGUACCAUCUUCCUUUCUUACGAGUCUAUUCCAAGUGCUUUCACUGAUGAGUGGAAACCUCGCAGCUCUAAAAUGUCAACUUUUUAAGGAAAUAUAUUUGGUCCCACAACAUACAAAGCAAACAUACAAAGCAAAUCCUAGUGGGAUUAUUAAUAAGUGACUGAAUGUUUUACCAGGUUUUCAACUUGAGGAAAAUGUAGUUGUGAAUUUAUCCAAGCUUUUUAUCCUGAGCUUUCACAUUUUAUCAUAAACCUGAAUAAGUCAUAUUAGGGAUAAAUCUGGUGAUAUUUUAUAUUUCUUUUAUUGACAAAAGACUCCCUUGAAAAUACCAAAAUCAACAAUGAAUUGAUCCCAGGAAGUUUUGCCUCCCAUUGUUCUUGCCACUGCCACAGACCUCAGUUUGUGUCCUAAAUCUAAUAACACAUCAAACACCUGCCACAUGAUUCUUUAUUUGGAGAAACGUAGCCAGUGUAUUUUAUUUUGACUCAAUCCCACAUUCACAUCGAUGGUACCGUAAAUACUCACCAGAUCAUCAAAUGCUGAAAAUAGUCCCCAACAAAUGCACUAUUUACUCCUGUUAUUGGUGCUAAAAACUACAGUACCAAAGAAUUAUUCUGCUUUCUUGAAUUUUAAACUAUUUAUUUGGGGCCGAGUUUCUCCCCCUUAAAGGUUUUUUUUGAGGGAGUUUUUCCUGUUCCGAUGUGAGGGUCCCGGGACAGAGGAUGUUGCAUGUGUACAGAUUGUAAAGCCCUCUGAGGCAAAUUUGUGAUUUGUGAUUUUAGGCUAUAUAAGAUAAAUUUAAUCGAGUUUCACAGACACGCUGGGGAAGUCAAAGUAUUGAGUUAUGGACUAACACAUUGGUGGUUUUGGACUUUUCAUGAGAUUUGUUGACAAUGUCAAAAAUAUACAAUAUAGUCGAUAUUAUCCUUUAAUCCAUGAAGGAGUGUGUUAAUCCUUCAAAAUAAAUUAGAGUUAUGAGGUUUUCAAACAGCAUCAGUUUCUUACCUCUACUGAGGAGAUGGCUGUUAACAGCCACCAUUCAUCUGGAAAAGUGGCAGAAACUUACAAUAUUUAUCAUGGAUUUGUUUUUGUAUUUGUGUAUUUUGAGCCUCAUAACAGUUUUAUAUUUCAUGUUUAUGUUUUGUUGUCUGCCUCUUGGCAGUAACACAAUAAUGAGUUAUUCUGCUCUCUCUUUUGUGCGAUAUCUAUAAUGUGGACUGUUGAAUUGUUUUUUUAUCGUCAGCCGGUGUCAUAGAGGUUUAAUGCAAACAUCUCUUCUUAGAGCAACCAUCAGUGUGACUGCAUUUGCUUUUCAGUGUUGGCUCUGUACAGCAAGACUUUGAGGAAUGACUAUGUUUAUUGUUUACAUUUGAUAAAGACAUGAACAUUUUUGACUGAAUGUUGUCUCACACACUGUAUUUUGCACCACCACUACCUUGUAAAUAAAAAUGCAUUGCUGGCUUUUAGGACAGCUAGAUGGUGUAAAGUGAGCUUUUAUCUUUAAAUGAAUUGAGAUUUUAAUAAGGGCUUUUUAACUGAAUCUUUUUCAAACGAUGUUUCACCUCAAGCAUUUUGUACUUUACUUUUUUGACAAUCUAUAAUGUCUACGGAGUUGUACUUUGUAUUAAUUUGUUAUACCAGCCCAGAAAAAACUAAAUAAAUUUGAAUAGUAUUUGAAAA